AGUGAUGUUGGAUGUUUUUAUUAAAUUUAGUGAAUAUUUUUAAAUGUUACUGUUUUAUUUGGAAAUAAUACAUAUAUAUCAAAGUGAUAUUUUGUUGCUGACAGGAUUUGUGUACUUCAAUUGAAAUUUUUAUUAGGAUGGAUCCUAUAAAUAGAAUGCCAAUCCAGGCGCCGCAUUGGACGGACUAUCUCAAUUGUCCAGUGUGCUGCCGAGAAUUUGGCCCCUCACCACGUAGCCCAGUCAGUCUCGGCUGUGGCCACACCCUUUGUGAACACUGUCUGAAGCAUUUGCAUAGAAAACAUUGCCCUUUCGAUCAGGCUGCGAUUCAAGCAGAGCCGGAGGAGUUGGCCGUCAACACGGCACUCCUACAGUUGGCGGGCUACACACCCCCGCCGCAGCCCUUCCACCCGCCAAGCAUACAGGCCUUGUCCGAGACUGACCGCCACGCAUAUGAUGUCGUCGUCCGGAGUCUUGAGCAUCUCGCCAUUUAUCUUAAAUUAUGUGCGAACAACAGUAUUGGGAAUCGGCUAUCCCGGCCGAUGCAAAGGAAGCUGGUCACUCUACUGCAGUGCGCUAUAACAGAUGAAGAGGGCCGCGGGAGGGCAGCUCGGGCCGCCCGGUCGUUGGGAGAGAGAUCUGUUACUGAACUUAUUCUGCAACAUCAGAAUCCGCAACAGUUGAGUGCCAACUUAUGGGCGGCGGUGCGAGCGCGAGGUUGUCAGUUCCUUGGCCCGGCGAUGCAGGAGGAAGUUCUCAAAUUAGUUUUAUUAGCCCUUGAAGACGGCUCUGCAUUAUCGCGGAAGGUCCUAGUGAUGUUCGUAGUCCAAAGAUUAGAAGGCGAUUUUCCUCAAGCGUCUAAAACAAGCAUAGGUCAUGUUGUUCAACUGUUGUAUAGAGCUUCUUGUUUUAAGGUAUCGAAACGCGAGUGUGACUCAUCAUUAAUGCAACUAAAAGAAGAGUUCCGCACGUACGAAUCUCUGCGUCGCGAGCACGACGCGCAGAUAGUUCAGAUCGCUACGGAGGCUGGGCUCAGGAUCGCACCGGAUCAGUGGAGUGCCUUGCUAUAUGGAGAUACAGCGCAUAAGAGCCACAUGCAAAGCAUUAUAGAUAAACUCCAAACCCCACAGUCGUUCGCUCAGUCGGUUCAAGAGUUGUUCAUAGCGUUGCAGAGGUCGGGAGACCCGGCACAACUCGUUGUUAUGAGCAUGCCACUAGAUAGACUUGCCAGUAUCGAUCCUAGUCCAGAUGCAACAAGUCCAUCCUGGCAAACGCUAGCGGAAAUAAUAACAGCCGUAAAAGAAGUCGUCUCCGGUCUCGUUAAUUAUUUACAACAACAGACGACGGGCCGCGACUCGAAUCACAACCAAAAGCACGCUACCCAAGACAAAUCGGAUUCAUCAGCAAGUCAACCGUCGCCGCAGGGUGGUACAACGCCUCCGCAUAAAAUAAAAACAGCUUUCUGCCGGGACGCGAACACUAGAAGUGGGUGUCCAAGGGGUAAUAACUGCAACUUUUCGCAUUUCGAAGACGAUAUGGACAGGUACCGAACGGUGCAAACGAGCACCACAAUAACGAACGGGAACUACUCGUACAUAUCGAGUCUGCCGCCGAUGUCGAUCCCGCCGCCGACGAUGGGCGGGCAGGUGCCGCUGCACGUGUACCAGCGGUUCCCCCCACCGCCGCUGCCACAGGCCCAACACGUCAUUCAGCACCUGGAGGCGUUUAACAUUGUGCCGAUUACGUUGGCAGCGAUCCAUUCCAUGUCUUCGCCGAUGCCGGCGAUGCAAGCGGCGCCUAUGUCGCAGGAGAUGCCGCUGGCCAACCAGAUGGCGGACGCGGCGAGGAACGACAAUAUGCAGCCGAGGAACUAUACACCAACUGGUAUUUUGACCGGGCAGCAGCCAAUGGGGAUGAAUCAGGGUAACGUGAUGAUGCAGCAGGAGCGGCCGUACUGCCCUCGCUAUAGCGGGUUGCUGACGAUUGCCAGUGAGGCGAACCAGCAGUACCGGCCGGAUUACCUGAGCGCUAUAUACCAAGCCAGCUCUAUGGCCAGCUCAGCCACCAUGGCCAGCUCGGUCGGCGUGCAAAGCUCGGUCGGAGUGCAAAACUCCAUGGGCGUAGCCAGCUCGAUGGGCGUAGCCAACUCGAUGGGUGUUCCCAACACGAUGGGUGUGCCAAGUUCUAUGGGCGUACCAAGCACGAUGGGCGUACCCAGCUCUGUCGGGGUGCCAAGCUCUGUCGGAGUGCCCAACUCGGUGGGAGUGCCCAGCUCGGUCGGCGUGCCGAGCUCUGCCAGCUCGGUCUACCAACACGACCGCAAUGCUAAUGUGCAGCGCCCGGUUUCGAACCUCUUCGCGAACGUGCCGGAGCAAAACGCGUUCUCCUCCUAUGAUGAUUUGGGCCUCGGCUCUGACAUGCAGUUCCGCAGCCCGCCCGGCUUCCCGCCGAUGUCCGCUCGACGCCGUGUUGACUCGUGGCCGACUACUUCGAACUUCGAUUACAACUCGAUGACCGAGGCCAUGCCGCAGAUGCAAGCGCCCACUGACAAUGCUUACGAUUUCAAUCUCAUGAGGGAUGCUCUGCCAGUAAUUCCUGGACCAUCUGAUAAAAAUUUGAACAACAACAUGGCGGGCGACAGGCGCGUGGUGGGAGCGGACAGAUACUAUGUGUUGCUUAGGGAUCUGGUUUCCAUCCCAGACAAGGAGGACACUACUAACGAGGACGAGGACGAGCACGAGCUCGAGGAGGAGCUGAUGGCCUUGGAGCGCCGCAUCGAUACUGAGUUUAAGAGUACCGACUAAAUGAACACCUCCACGCUACAUCUUGCACAGUCUUGCAAUUCUGUUGAUUUGUUUUGUUGUCUUAUGUAUAAGUCAAAUGUGGUGCAAUUAAUUUUACAACCUAAUCGGUUGACUCCGUGUACUUUAUUAUAGUUUUAUUAAGUCUAUUUACAUUUCUUGUUUUGUUUAUUUUUAUAGUUUUAUAUUUACAAAAUAUGUUAUGAUUUAUAACGUAUCUUCCAGUUUCUUCCAUGUAUUGUAAUUUUUUAUCUAUACACUUUAUGAAUUUUUUUACAAUACCUGAUGCAGUUUAUCGUCAUGGCUCUAAUAAUUAAUAAUUCAUCGAAGUAUAUAUUUUAGGUUGCAUAAAUUUUCAUAGGACCAAAAAUGACCCGCGGCAGUCGAUCCCAUGUUGGAGCGAUUCACGCGCGUAAUGAAAUUUCGCAUUUAUAAGCUAAGUGUGAAAAGUAUCUUUGUGUCCCGCGUCUACCAAAAAAAAAAUACGUUUUUAGCUUUUUUUUGCAAUAAAAUAAUACUAAAAACAAUUAUAUCGGUUUCACCAAAUUAUACCCACAAAUUAAAACAGCAUUAUCUCGAAAGAGUCUCAUUUCUUUUACAGCAAUGGAACAUAGAAAAGUAACUGCGCCCCUUUUCAUUCGAAAUCAUCAAAUUAAAAUCUUUGAUUAACUCAAAUGAAUAGGACCAUGUUUCAUUCAUCCGAUACCUAAGUAUUUUCUUGCAAGCGCGGGUUGGAUAAAGGUUUUUCACACCUGGAUUGAAAUGGUGACCUAUGGAAAUUUAUACAGCUUACUAGAUUCAAAGUUUUUCCAAAUUUGAAAUUGUUAAUUCAAAUUGAUGCUCUGCAGGCAGACCUGUGUCGUUUAUGGAACUAAGAGUUCAUAUAUAUCGACUUAACUAGGGAAGCCGUCCAAAAUUUACUUUGAUAAUAUAUUUUAUUAACUUAAACCUCUCCGAUCAAAUUCCACAUGUCUCUCAUUAUUAUAUUUGUUGAAUUUAUGAUAUUUUGCGAUCGUAAAUCAAAUAUAAUUGCAUUCAUACCCUGUGUUAGACGUAAGUUUAUAUUAAUUAUUAUUAACCAUCUCGAUGUCACAACUGAGUGUAACUUGUUGGUGUAAUAGUUAUUCAAGUUUAUAGUAGCAGCGUGAAUCGAUUGCAUGAUCGAUUGACGAUCUAUAAUUUAUCUCGAUGUGAAUUUAUUCGUAAAACGUAGCAUCAGUAUAGGCCUAAAGAGAGGCGGAUUAACUCGGACCGCGACAAUCAUCAAAAUUCUAUUUAGUAGUAUUUGAAAAUAUAUCAUAUUAUACAUGUUUAAUAUUAAGUGUUUCCUAAGCAUUUCUGUCAUUACUAUCAGUAGGCAGUUACAACAUUAGCUCGUAAUCUUAUCGUCGUCGGUGUUUUAGCUAUCAUUAUGCCUAGGUGUCACUAGGCCUGUCGAGUCAAUUUUAUAUUCCGAUUCUACGUUUCCUUUGCAAAUACCUCUAAUCAAGAUCAAGAUGGAUUUCAGAGUUCAUAUGUUUGAACGUGAUGUUCCGUUCCGUUAAAUUUCGCGCUGUCCCGUGGUCCCAAUAAUCGCUAGAUUCACUUUGGUCGCGACGCGUUGAUACUUUACUGAGGGGCGAUUUUCCUUUCGAACGUUGUUCACUUAUAGUUUUAUAAGUUUUAGAUGUAUUAUUUAACGUGCUUCUAUGUUUUCGCCUUCGCUCUUCACCUUCACUUUAUCGAUUUUAGUAAACCAGCUCUCGUCGGAGACGAAUAAUUUUUUUAAGGAUAUAUAUCUACCAUUCUUUAACGAAGGAAGAAGGGAAGUUGACGGUGACAAACCUCUAUCGAUACCGACUUUGACUGAUUCAAGUGAUAGGAGAUGACACUUAGUAUCUAACACGAGAUGGAUUGGAGAGUAGGAUAAUAGAACAAUUCGCAAGUUUGUUCUUGUGCUUUAUAAUAUAAUAUAAUGUCAUAACAGGGGAAUAAUAGAAUCCGCGAUGUGUUUUGGGCGUUGUGCAUACGUAUUUUAUUAUUACCAUUUGAAUGCUCCGUGUGGAACUCAAAUUUCCAUCCGGUGAACAACAUUUAUAGAGAAUGAUGGUGGGUGUAAAAAAAUUGAUAUAUCGGGAGCGAUAUUUAAGGCUGGUGAUGCGUCUAUAUAAUUAUAUAUAUAGAUGUUUGUGUAUAAAAAUAAUGUAAGGCUGUAAUAUACAUGCAGCUGGAAGAUUCAACUCAACGCCGUGCUGCCUACGAUGUAAUACACUUGAUUUUCUUUUUUUUUUUACAAGUUAUAAAAUAUUUACCAAUUGGUUUACGAACGUUUUAGUUAUAUAUACCUUAAUAUUUAUAUAAAAAACGCGUUAUAAAAACAAUAUGCAUUAAUUGUUGGUUAUACAAUGUUGUUCGAAUGAUUUUUAUUGUUUUUGCAAUAAGCGUGUUUGAGGUAACUUUGUGCAGUUCUCAAAUGAGUUCGUUUUAUAGUUUACUGUCAUAUAAUUAUCUGUUAAGAAUGAAAUAUUUUGAGUAUACAUUGAUCUCGGAUUGUUCUGAACUUUUGUAUAUUUGUAAAAAUAAUUGUGAGGACUUCAAGUAUAAAUUUAGUGCUAUUUAACAUGGAGUGCAAUGACUAAACAUAUUUUUACUAAACAAAUCAAUGAACUACUCCUGUAUUUUAUUUAUGGUGUAUUAAUUGAUUUUAUUUGUGUAAAAAAUCGAAAUGGUUUCAUUUGUAAAUUUUGGACAGAUAGUUUUUUUAUUUCACUCGUGAAUUAGUCUAUAAAUGUAAUAUGUUAAUGAUACUGAGUUAUACCAAAUUGACUUUGGUGUUGAUUUUUUCCUAGGAAAAGUUAGUAAAUUGUGUUUUAUGAUGGUCUGUUUAAAGACCGCGAUGCGACCGUCAUCUCCGCACUUCGCUUUUGUAAGUUACGCGUGAUGCAUAUAGUAGAUUUUAAUAAAUAUGUGCAUCUACCAUAUUGUCUUUAUUUUGAAUUUAGUAUUUAUUUUUAGAGUAAUAAGUGUUAUUCUUAAACCCCAAAGGUUUUAUUAUAAUUCAGCUAUCUUCGCCAAAUGCUACAUUUAAAAAUCGAAAAAAUCAAUGUUUCUUUGCAAUGAAAUUUAAAUAAAUCGUCCGAUGUUGCUACAUUUAUUAUCGUGAAGGUAAAAGUUAAUUAAUGUUAAAUCAAUCAUAUGUUUAAAUACUAUUUUUAUAUAACAUCGAGUAACUCCGAUACUGUGUUUUAUUGUAUUGUUGAAAUUUGUUAUGCACUCAUUUUCAUGUAUAUGACAGGCAUUGAUUGUGUUGAUCAUUUCGUCGCUACCAACUGCGUUACUUUACCUUGUGAUUAUUUAUCUGAAUAUAUAUAUAUAUAUACAUUUGUAAUGUAUUUAUCAUAUUAUUUAUAACACUGAUGUGUUAGUGUGAUCCGGCGUCGGGUUGCAUCUUUCGGUUAUAUUUUUAUAGAGGUAUAAAUAUAAAUAUCGGAGGCCAACAGUCUCCAGUUAACCUUUGCAUUUGUUUAAGAAUGCGUAGAAAUUUAAUUUUGAUUUAACUAUUUAUCUAAUAUAUUUAAUGGCGUCGGAAAGCGCUAGUUGUAACCUACUACUACAUACAGAUGUAUCGUUACUGUAUUAUAUACCUACUAAGUUUAUCAUGUGAUUUUUAAGGUUAUAGUACAAGAACUGUGAACUGAUCCCGUCGUCAAGAUAACUGAUUACAUAUGAAAUAGUGUUAGUCAAUGGCUGGUGUUUUUAUUUAAACGUCGGUUAUAUUGUUGACGCGAUCGGGUAAGAAUUUAUCUAGUGUCCCUCGCUUAAUCGUUGGUGUUUAAAGCAUUGUGUGAACUUGUGAAUCCAUAAUACAUAAUAUAAUCUAUGAUGUCGAUACCUAGAGUACAUUUCAGCGACCUUAAACACUUUCGAUAUACAAUGUAUGUGUAUUUUAAACGUACCGAAGACCUAUAUAGAUGCAUUUCUGCGAUAUUAUUAGUUUUUGCUUAAGUUUUGUUAAAACUUUUUUCUUAACAAAAUAAAAAGAUUUUUUGUGGUA
This is a messenger RNA of Colias croceus (clouded yellow), 6831 nucleotides long. It is a transcript of the gene roq, whose product is annotated as roquin-1. The transcript is spliced from 17 exons. NCBI's taxonomy places the organism in Eukaryota, Metazoa, Arthropoda, Insecta, Lepidoptera, Pieridae. Bases 138 to 2801 code for a protein of 887 amino acids. Gene Ontology annotation, molecular function: metal ion binding. The record is from RefSeq and is a predicted model, not a curated record.